AUGAAGAGUUCUUGGAGUGUGAAGAUCAUGGUUGCACCUUUCGUUGCCGGAAUGUUGUUUCUGGUUGCCUCUGCAGGUUCUGCUAAGGAUUCAUUCGCCCCCAUUGCCGGUCAUGCAGGAAGUAAGCGUGGGGGAGACCCUUCAUUUUCCCCUUUACCGGAGUUCUUCAUACGCGACAUAAGUUUUGCUUUUUUCAUUAUUCCUAGCUUUCAUUUAUUAAGGAUACAAAUGGAAGGAACCGGCUACGACAUUUAACAUCUGAAAGAAUACUGUGAAAAUGUGAACUUGGAUGGCUCGGAGUGGAUAAAACUGCUCAUUUUGAAGUUUUCAUUGUUGUAUGACUAUUAGCAUGUCCCUGCGCAGGAAGUAAUCCUCUCGAUGAUCCUCUCACUCUUGACGAACUAGCAAAGUUUUUUGCCCGAGAGGAUCCCGAUCCUUCUCCGAAUGGUUACCCAGAAAACUACUGCCAUUCAUGCCUAGAGAUCUCAAGAAAAGCUGAGAAAAUAUUGAGCGAUCCUGGUCUGCUGAAAGAAAUUGAUUACGUUGUUAGCACAGUUUGCGAGCUUGUGCCUUCCGGUUUCCAAGCAAAGGUAUUAGUUUUAUUCUAAAUGGCGUGAGAAAUAUUCGAGAUUUAUUAAAUCAGAUGUCCUUCAACGUCUGCUUCAACCUUUCCAGUGUGCAAAGAUGGUGGAGAUGUACAAAACUGACGCCAUCAUGUUUCUCCAAGAUGCAUUCCUUGAGCAGAAUUUCUGCAACAAUACGGGGAUCUGCUCUAAUCUGGCUCAAAGGACUUCUCUCUCUUCUUACAGAAGGACCAAGUUGCUCUCUGCCAUGGAGCCCUUCGCAAAAACGUUGAGUAAGUUACACAAGGCCAUAAAUGUGGAAGCAUUACACAGAAUUAUCAGCGAUGGAUAUGGCCUAGCGGAAAACGGAAGGCCUCUCGAGGUAUCUACUUUAACGCAUCCUCAAGUCAAUCAUUUUCAAAAAAAAUUUAAAUCAUUCAUCAAUUGCCACUGAAGUAAUAUUUGGGUUAUAAGGAAAAUACAUAAGAUGAGUUUCAUAAGUUAGCCGUGGAUCACAUAUUAGAUGAAGACAAUAGGGAUCCUCCGACCAUAAUUCACUGUUGUAAAAGGAAUUUUUCAUAUUUUUUGCGUUUGGCAUUAUCAUCACCAAUAACAACGAGAAUAUGAUUUAAAUUGGUUUCAAAAUAUUAUGUACGCUACAUUUAUAUAAAUACCAGAUGCCUUAGAUUAAGUUGUCCCUCUUGAAACCAGAUCUUCUCCUGGCCCGGAAUAUCAUGCAGGAAAAGUUGAAGUGGUUUUGAAAUUGUGUAUGAUCUUCCGGUAAAAGCUGUUUUGUUUUCGUUAUAAUCUGCAGUCGAAUGCGACCUGCACUGCCUGCCUCAGUAUUUUAGGGAAGAUUCGUAGUGAGCUGGAGGACCCCGACAAACAGGUACUAUUGAUCCUAAAUUGUCCAUGUUAAUCUCUACAGCUUUUUAAACGCUCUAUACCCUUUUAUUUACAGCUGAAGAUUAUCACGUCUCUUCUCAAAGCCUGUGAAGCCGAAGUGUUCGUCUACAAGGUAAAGUCCCUCUUUCCCUCCCUCAUUCACAAUGCACAACCCAACUGAACUUGAAACGACGACCUCUCUCUUAUUUUAAAGUAGACGAACAGAGAAAGAGCGAGGAAGAGAGAGAGAGAGAGUGAGAGUGGAUAGAGAGAAUACGUCUACGGUUUAUCUUAAGAUGACAGCAUUUUUUUGCAGUGCAAGAAACUGAUCUUCGCUUACGGCCCCAUCGUGAUAACAAAUAUCCAGAAGGUUGCGAGCAUGGAUUUGUGCCACAUGGUGCAGAUCUGUAGGAACCCCAUGAACAAGACCGUCCAUUGGAGCGUGGCGGACUCUCAGCCACACAUCAAGAUCGCGCCUGCCCGCUUGGACGCGAUGUGA
Spirodela intermedia is the source of this 1947-nucleotide messenger RNA. The record is from the annotation of a GenBank genome assembly. Lineage: Eukaryota; Viridiplantae; Streptophyta; Magnoliopsida; Alismatales; Araceae.